UUUAGAAAACAAAAAUGGAUGACUUUUUUGGAAAGAAGCUUCCCAGUUUCUUCUCGGAACUUGAAGAAAGUGCAAAAAACUUUGUCAACACUCUUCCGACGACUUUGAAGAAUUUGCCUGUACUCCUCCCAACGCCGAAUAUUGGCAUAAGCAGUGUCGUUUCAACGGAGAGAAUUUUUGUGAAUGACACGCCAAUAACACCUAGACCACUGUUCCGGGUGGCUGUAACCAUACCAAACAGUCAAAUUUCAAUCCGAACAUGCAUCCUUUAUGAGCAUCUUCACGGGAAAAAUGUUGGACAAGCAUAUGAAAGCUUCUGCGACAAAGUUGGAAAUGGUGUCAUUGAUUUAAGAUCUUUCGAAUUUUGGUUUAAUCGAUUCCGAACUGGAAAUCAUGAUUUAGACUAUGACAUUGACUCGGAACUUGAACCUCGUUCUUUGGCAGAAAUGCACAAGGACAUUAUGAGAAACAUUUUAAGAGAGCUCAACUCCGAACCCACAAUUUCUCCCGGACCUUCGGACCGCUACCAAGAAGAAUAUGAGUAUUUUCCUGUCUACAAUCAGCUUAAAGAGCUUAUCCAAGAACUGCAAGUUGGAAUAGAGCCCGUAGAAGCCGAACCUGUCAAACAAGCCGAUAUUGACAAAAAAGUGCUGCGUGGAUAUAUUUUGUUUGAAUGCUUACAGGGAAAUUCAACUUUUGAGGCUUAUGAGAAACUAUGUGAUACUGUUGGAAAAAAUGUAGUCAAGUACUGGGAGUUUGAACAUUGGUAUCAGAAGAUUGAAGCAGGGGAUUCCAGUAUGGAAUCUGACAUUGAUUUUGGUAAAGAGAUCCGAUCACUGUCCACAAUGCCUAAAGACAUAGCUGGGGAAAUAAUGAACAAACUGGGAUUAAAAGAAAAACUAGUGAUGCGAAAAGUCUCUAAAAAUCUUCGCCACUUCAUGGACAACCUGAGCAUUGACGUUGAGAAAAUUAGUCUGAAAAUCUACAAUACAAAAUCAAUUUUGCAAUUUGAUGAAAACGAAAUAAUCUAUCUGGACAGGAAGGACAACUGUAACGUGUUAUAUGAUGAUCAAGAAAAGCUUGUGAAAAGUGGAAACUAUGCAAUAACAGCUUUGAAUGAUUGGUCCGUGGUCAUGAAAAAUAAAAAGCUUAAGCUGAAAGUGUUCCAAUUAUUCAUAUCAGUCGAAAAGAGCGACCAUCAGAAAAUCUAUAAAACUAUGAACACGGUUUUGAGAAAUUCAAACUGUUCAUACAUAGAGAAGAUCACACUAGAGGGAUUUUCAUUCAGUGAAGUUGCUAAGAUACUUCGGAAUUUUAAAUCAGGAAUACUGCAAGAGAUUGUGCUGGGCUCGCCAACUGAUAACGCCGAUAUUGAGAAGUUGGUUGAUAUGAGACAAUGGAAAGAGGCAAAAAAUUUUGAAAGCAGUCGGAACUGUAUUAUGACGAUUCCAAUUGAGAAUUUGUUUCACUUCUCGAGAUUUGAUGUUUCCCUGAAAUCUCUAUCAAAGUCAGAUGCAAUAUUGAUCCGAGAGAAACUGCUGAAGUCCAGUGAUUUUGAACAUGGAUGCUUCCGAAUGUUCAAUUAUGAUCCUAUAGACAUUUUGAACGUGUUUGAGCAGAAUUAUUCAGGAGGAUCGUCUGGUUCGAUUACAUACAGGAAUGAGGAGUCGGAGUUCAGAAUUCAAUUUGAUACAAUGAACUUUGAAACUAUUAGAAUUUCUUGAAUAUAUCUAUUCGAAAACUUUUUUCUCAAUUUAAGCAUGGUUCCAUAAUAAAUUUGUUGGGCGGUUAUGAAA
Molecule: messenger RNA, 1796 nt
Organism: Caenorhabditis elegans
Lineage: Eukaryota; Metazoa; Nematoda; Chromadorea; Rhabditida; Rhabditidae
Gene: fbxa-189
Product: F-box domain-containing protein
Exons: 10
Coding region: 15-1724 (569 amino acids)
Source: RefSeq, marked reviewed